ACUGUUUCAAAACAGCUCAACUCAGACUGUGAAGAGCUGCUGAUUCUGAUAUUUGAUUUAUAGAAACUGUAACUUAAUUCUAUCAAAGAGCAGUUAGUGAGGAAUUGGCUGGUUAAAGAGUUUUCAGCAUGGACGUCCUGAGUGGGAUUCUUCUCCUCUGCUUGGCUGUUGGGCUUUAUGUCGUUUGCUCGCUGUACUUUCUACACAAUCCCUGGAUUCUUCAUAAGAGGAAACAGCUGAAAUUCUUCUGCAGAAACAUUUCACACAGAGCAGGUUCUGGAGAGAAGAUAGAAAACACAAUGGAAGCGUUUACACAUGCUGUGUCUGCGGGGACUGAGAUGUUGGAGAUGGACUGUCACAUCACAUCAGAUGGACAUGUUGUCAUUUCACAUGAUGACAACCUUAUGAGACAAACCGGAUAUGACCAAACAGUGUCGUCUCUUAGAUUCCAGGAUUUGCCUCUCUAUAAAGAGCGACUCGAGGUCACAUUUAAUGUUGGACACUACAGUACAGGAAAGGACAGGAAGUUUGUGUUGCUGGAAGAUUUCUUUAAGAAAUUUCCCAGCAUCCCAAUUAUACUUGAGAUCAAAGUAAACAAUGACUUGCUCAUCAAAAAGGUCUCUGAUCUUGUGAAGCAGUACAGCAGAGAAAGUAUUACAGUUUGGGCUUCUGAAGAGUCUGGCGUUAUGGCUAAAUGUAAAGAGCAGAACCCGUCCAUGCCUUAUAUGUUCACUGUGAAGCGUGGAAUACUGCUUUUAUUGCUCUUCUAUACUGGGCUGCUUCCCUUUGUUCCUCUGGGUGAAAGUCUGCUGGUCUUCUACCUGCCCAGGAUUUUCAACAGGACUUAUAUUCCAGAAGAAGCCAUUCUGCAGAAAAGCUUUGUGGUGCAUCUCAUUCAGAAGUUGACAAUGCGGAAGUCUUUGUUUGAACACUUGACCAAGAGGGGCAUCCAGGUCCAGCUGAUUGUGUGCAAUGAGGAGAGCGAUAUGGAAGCAGCGUUUGCAGUCGGAGCUACAGGCGUUAUGUCCGACUACCCCACCCUCCUGACAAACUACAUCAGAAAACACCCUCCACCUCCACCUCCAACUAUUAGUGACUUCAAAAAGGAACAGAAUAAAGUGUCAGCAGAUAUUAAGCAGACAUUCUACUAAUGUAUGUAGUUGGCAGUGUUGGGAGUAAUGCAAGACACAUAAUCGGAUUACUUUUUCAAGUUACUAGUAAAGUAACGCAUUACUUUGAAACUUAAAAAAGAAAAAACUCCAAGUUACUUUUCAAAUGCAUUUAAAAAUAUUGUAAUGCAUUACUUUAAAAAGUAACGUUCCCAACACUAAUAGUUCGGAGAAUGUCUAAAGUGGACUAUUGAAAUAAAAUGUUACCACAGAUAAUUAAAACUAUGUACUAAUAUUUAAAUGAAUCGUGUGAUACAAUGCACUUACACUGUAUUAUUUUACAUUGUACUUGUAUAUAUACAGUUAUUUUUUAUAAAAACACCUGCAUGUAAUUACGUCUGUAAUUAAUUUCUAUAAUUGCAUUUAAUUACACCACUGGCCCUACACUCUCCUAGCCCUGACUUUACUUGUACCCCUCCUAAACAGCAGAGAAAAGGUUUUGCAAAAGUAGUUGUAGAUACCUA
Molecule: messenger RNA, 1633 nt
Organism: Carassius gibelio (silver crucian carp)
Lineage: Eukaryota; Metazoa; Chordata; Actinopteri; Cypriniformes; Cyprinidae
Gene: gdpd3b
Product: glycerophosphodiester phosphodiesterase domain containing 3b
Exons: 10
Coding region: 129-1151 (340 amino acids)
Biological process (GO): glycerophospholipid catabolic process
Cellular component (GO): endoplasmic reticulum membrane
Molecular function (GO): phosphoric diester hydrolase activity; phosphatidylcholine lysophospholipase A1 activity
Source: RefSeq, a predicted model, not a curated record